GGAAAGUCGACUCCCUGAAUGACCACAACGAGAUGCUCAAGGAUUAAAUGAGGCCGUGGUGUAAAAAAAAAAAAAAAAAAAAAAAAUUUGAGAGGAUAAUUAAGAAAGUUUAAAUAAAAGAUUGGUAGUAGGGUCAAAUCAAGCCUGCCGAGAUGAUGAAAGAAUGCCUUCAGUUUCUCAUUGAGCCUGCCAAGAAGCUCAAGUUCAGUAUUAAGGAGACCCGAAAGAGAGUGAAACAUGUAAAGAAAGAGCCGUUAAAAGAGAGUCAGUUGUUUAUUAUGGAGCUGGCACGAGAACUCAACAGGAUUUGUCAGAGAUCAGAUAUCCUGGCUCACAUAUGGAUGGGAGAGGAUGUAUGGCCUCCGCACACCUGUCGAGAGUUUAUUGUGGAGACCGCCAACAUUCUGGAGAUGAAGGAAAAUACAGAGAAGCCCGUGCAGUUUUAUUCUGAUCUACAUCCUGAAAAGCUGGACUGGAAGGGUAAUUUGCUCCGCAUGCUUGAACAGGGAGGAGAGUAUGACAUGGGCCCCUCCAAAAGGGUCAUUAUGGACUGGACGAGAGGACAACGUAACCGACACCCGCACGGGAUCUGGCCAGGUGAGGCAGUGUUGAUGAUGUUAGGUGAUUUGGAGUUGCAGUGGAAGAAGGGUCAUCUGUCACAUCUGCAGUCUGCUGUGGAGCUGCUCAUAUGGGUCGUGCUGGGGGAACAUCUGGACAAGGAACUCAUUCCAAGACUGUGGCUGGUACAAAAACAAAAGACACAAAAGAUCGGUUGCACUGGCUACAUUCCACACACAGUGUGGAACUGGAUAUCUGAUGCUACAGUGGAGGUGACCCUUGACCCAGAAACAGCCAACCCUGCCCUGGUGCUGUCUGAAGACUGCAAGCGUAUGCAUUGCGGUCUGGAGCGACGUGAGGUUUCCAGCAGUCUUCGACGCUUUGACGGUUGGUGGUGCUGUCUUGGCUCAGAGGGCAUCUCUUCUGGUUGCCACUACUGGGAGGUAGAAGUGGGCAACCGUGAUUGGCGUCUCGGGGUGGCCAAGCAAUCGGCCCUCUGCAAAGGCUAUGGACCACUCAACACUCAGAGUGGAUACUUUACCCUCCGGCUAGAGAGGGAGUCGGAGCUCAAGGCCCUGACAGUUCCAGCUACCUCUCUGCCCCAGUCACUCAUCCCACAGAGGGUUGGAGUCUACCUGGACUACGAUGAGGGGCAGCUGUCCUUCUAUGACACCCAGAGGCGAGCGCACAUCUACACAUACAGUGAAAGAUUCACAGAGAAGCUUUACCCGUUGUUUGGGACGGUGGAGAUGGUGCGAGACCUGGUGAUCAGGCCUGCAGAUGUGAGGGGGCGAUGUCUCUGUAAGGGCCCGUGCUUGUUCUGAUUAAGCACAUAAAGCAAGAUUGCACCGUUCUCACACACAUGCACAUACCUUGUGUGAAUCCUCACAAUGGACUGGGUUUCACUAAUCAUAAUUGUUGCAACAUUACGUUUCAGAAAUAAUAAAGAGAAAUGAAAACAAUUAAUCUGCAUUUUGUUGCAUGCAAAAUAAUAGCUCAAAUAUAUAUAUUGCAUCAUAUUUCUGUUGUAAUGAGUAGCUUCAGAAAUGUAUUAGUUCAAAUAGUAAAACUCAAUAACUUGUGAUUAACUGGAAUGGGUUGUGCAGAUUUUGUGGAUUUCACGGUGCUAUUCAAAGGGAUCACCUUUGCUAUCCAAUUUGAUGCACCUGUUUUGGUGGCACUCCAGAUUAAUGUCCAUACUGCUGGUUCAGUUGGGUUGUGCAGUUUUGUAGUACUGCAUAACCCUCAACAAUAACAUGGCCAUGUCAGACACAAGAAACAGACAGUGGUUCAUAUAAGAUCUAUCUUGCAUUUUUCCUGAAACAUUUGCAUAGCUGACAAUAAGUAAAUCUAAAGCAUAAUUGCGCAGUUGUUAUUAUUAUUAGACAGUUACAUGUGUGGCUCCAAACUAGGCUUUGUACAAUGAGCAAAAAGUGUCUCGUAAAGGCUAAAGAAAGGAUUUACAUUCACAAUAAAGAAUUAAAAUGGGACGGCAUGUUUUCUCUCCAGUCAGACACGGUCAAAGAAAAUUGACAGAAAAUUCAGUCAUCAUUUACUCUCCCUAUGUUGUUACAAACUUGUAUGACCUUUUUUUUCUUCCAUAUGCAUAAAGUUAGCCUCCGUCACCAUUCACUUUCAUUGUAGGAAAUAAAGAUUAAAUGAAAGUGAAUAGUGACUGAGACUAACAUACUGCCUAAAAUCUCUUUUUCUGUUCCAAGGAAGAAGAAAAAAGUAAUACGGGUUUAAACAACAUGAGGGUGAGUAAAUUAUGACUGAAUUUUCACUUUUGGGUGAACUAUCCCGUUUGGCUUUUUUCCAUGUGCAGGUAAUGAUAAUAGAUGCUAAACAAUUCCAACAAGGGCUAAUUUAGUCAUACUAACCAUAGCAUGAGUGCUAUUAUUGAAUCAAAUGAAUUCUUGACUUUGCAGAAACAGAUAUUUUAAUCAAGUCUUGGAUUUAAAGACAUUC
Messenger RNA from Xyrauchen texanus (razorback sucker), 2526 nucleotides. RefSeq names its product E3 ubiquitin-protein ligase TRIM17-like. Bases 153 to 1382 code for a protein of 409 amino acids. Lineage: Eukaryota; Metazoa; Chordata; Actinopteri; Cypriniformes; Catostomidae. The record is from RefSeq and is a predicted model, not a curated record. Gene Ontology annotation, molecular function: protein binding. The transcript is spliced from 10 exons.